Messenger RNA from Macroventuria anomochaeta, 288 nucleotides. RefSeq lists its product as uncharacterized. The record is from RefSeq and is a predicted model, not a curated record. The annotation marks the transcript as partial. Lineage: Eukaryota; Fungi; Ascomycota; Dothideomycetes; Pleosporales; Didymellaceae. The transcript has a single exon.
GCUACACAUACUUUACAGCCAUUGGAUGUAGUUUGUUUCAAGCCUCUGGCUCAAAACUACACAAAGGAGCUUGAUAUCCGAAACCAGAAGACUCAAGGCAAAGCCCCAAUUAAAAAGAGCAACUUCUUCAACCUAUUCUGGAAGGCAUGGACUCAAACUUUCACCAAAACGUUGGUAUUGAAGUCCAUCUCUGCCACAGGUAUAUGGCCACAAAACAGUGACAUUAUACUCCACCGCUUCACAACUCAGAAGCCUACAACUCCAGAACCCCAAGCAAUUCAAAUAAGC